Messenger RNA from Perca fluviatilis (European perch), 390 nucleotides. Its product is annotated as galactose-specific lectin nattectin-like. Gene Ontology annotation, molecular function: signaling receptor activity. The coding region runs from base 1 to 390 and encodes 129 amino acids. The record is from RefSeq and is a predicted model, not a curated record. NCBI's taxonomy places the organism in Eukaryota, Metazoa, Chordata, Actinopteri, Perciformes, Percidae. The transcript is spliced from 6 exons.
AUGCAAAUGUCUUCAUCUUGUCCCAGAGGUUGGACUCGCUACAACGGUCGCUGUUUCCUCUACUUUCCAACAGCCAUGACUUGGUCUAAUGCUGAGAGAAACUGUCAGUCCCUGGGUGGGAACCUUGCAUCAGUGCAUAACGUACAUGAAUACCAUGAGAUUCAGAGGCUGAUAGUGAAAACCAGUUAUGAGCAUGAAGCAGCAUGGAUCGGAGGCUCCGAUGCCCAACAGAAGAAUAUUUGGCUGUGGAGUGAUAGUUCACGUUUCAUCUACGUGAACUGGUGUCGUGGAGAGCCCAACAACUUUUUUGGCAGUCAGCACUGUAUACAAAUGAACUAUGGAGUUUACUCCCCGGAGUCCUUAUGUUUCUUCUUCGCAAAACUGGGAUGA